This is a messenger RNA of Eimeria necatrix, 1851 nucleotides long. RefSeq lists its product as hypothetical. NCBI's taxonomy places the organism in Eukaryota, Apicomplexa, Conoidasida, Eucoccidiorida, Eimeriidae. The transcript has a single exon. The record is from RefSeq and is a predicted model, not a curated record. The coding region runs from base 1 to 1851 and encodes 616 amino acids.
AUGAUGCUGCUGCUGCUGCUGCUGCACAUUCUGCUGCUGGUACCCCCGCAAGCAGGCGGGGUUACCUUCCCGAGCAGCAGGAGCUGCAGCAGCAGGAGCUGCAGCAGCAGAAGCUGCAGCAGCAGCCUCUAUAUCAGCAGCAGCAGCAGCAGCAGCAGCAGCGCAGCAGGGUUGCUUGGAGGCCUCAGUUCUCUCAGCAACUAUGCUGCAGCAACCAGCAGCAGCAAAAAUGUACCCUUGGGGUUUGCCCUCCCCACCGUGCUGAGGACGUGGAACUCAGGCAGUAGCAGCAGCAGCAGCAGCAGCAACAGCAGCAGCAGCAGCAGCAGCAGCAGCAGGUUUCUUUGUCGGCAUGGUGGGGGAGUAGAUGCCCUUAAUGCUGUUAGAGAGAGGGCUGCAGCAGGCCGAGGGCAGCAGCAGCUCCAGAAGCAGCAGGAGCUGCUGCUGCAGCGGCAGCGGCUCUUGCAGCUGCAGCAGCAGCUGCAGCAAAAGCAGCAGCAGCAGCGAAAACGGCGGUCGCGAAGGGAGGAAGGGAGUGGCGCAGCAGCUGCUGCUGCACCCGCUGCUGCGGCGUCCCUUGCUGCCAGUGCUGCUGCUGCUGCUGCAGCAGAAGCAGCAGAACGGGAUGCUUUGUUUGCUGCUGCUCUUUACGAGUCUGUAGAGGCAGCAAAGAGCCCACGCGAGCUGCUGCAGCUGCUGCUGCUGUUUGGAGACGUUUCUGCUGCUCCUGCUGCUGCCAGAAGCAGCAAGCCGCCGCGCCGUGCCUCUCUGCUGCAGCAGCAGCAGCAGCCGACAGAGCAGCAGCUGCUGCUGCAGCAGCACCAGCGGCAGCAGCAAAAAAUAGCAAACGCCCUUGCAGCAGGAGACACAGAAGCACUGCAGCAGCAGCCUUCUUUGCCGCUGCCGCUGCUGUGUCGCUGCAUGCAGCGGCUGGCGCAGCUGAUGCAGCAGCAGCAGCAGCAGCAGCAAACAGCCCUCGCCAUAAGCAGCAGCAGCAGCAAGCAGCAGCGGAAGAUAUUGGCCCAGUGUCUCACGCGGCUGCUGCAGGAGGUGUCGCUGCAUGCUGCUUUCUUUCUUUCCCCGCAGCAGCAGCAGCAGCAGCAGCAGCAGCAACAGCAGCAGCAGCAACAGCAAGAGCGGCUUUCGUUGCUGAUUUCUAUAGCGCGUUCCCUUUAUGAUUCUGGCCUGGCAGGAGCCCCUCGCCGACAGCGGCAGCAGCAGCAGCAGCAGCAGCAGCAGCAGCAGCAGCAGCAGCAGGCGCUGCCGCCAGCGGUGCAGCAGCAGCUGCAGCCACUGAUGGCAGCAACAGAGCUGCUGCUGCGGCGCGCAGUGUACGUACACAUUGAGGCGCUGCAGCCGCAGCAGCUGUGCGAGGUUUUGCUGCUGUUCGAGUCGCUGCGCAGCAGGCAGCAGCAGCAGCACGAGCUGCUGCAGCAGCAGCAAGGAGUGCGGGUGCUGCAGCCGCGGCAGAGACUGCACACGCCCCUGCCUCUGUGGAGCAGCGCAGCAGCAGCAGCAGCAGCUUUGCUGUUUCGUGCUGCAGUUCGGGACGAGCUGCACUGGAAGCAGCAGCAGGAGCAGCAACAGCAGCAGCUGCUGCAGCUGCAGCAGGAGCGCGACCCUGCUGCAGCAGCAGCAGCAGCAACUCGGCUGCACUGGGUCUCUUUGUCUUUGCAUGCAUUUGCUGCUCUCAGGGGCAGAGAUGGCCUCUCUCCCUCGGAGUCAGCUUUGCUGCUGCAGCGCUUUUUGCGGCUGCUGUCGAGACACAAGUCAGCAGCAGCAGCAGCAGCAGCAGCAGUAGCAGCAGCAGCAGCAGCAGCAGCAGCAGCAGUAGUCGAGCCACACCAGUAG